CUUUGAGAAAGUUCUUAAUGAUGAUUUAUUUGCUGAACUUAGACAUGCAUAUAAAAAAGAACUUAGUUGUGUUGAACAUUUUACAUCACAAACUGUAAAAUAUUUCAAUAGUAUUAGCUAUACUAUAGUUAAUAAUGAUGAUUGA
Funneliformis caledonium is the source of this 145-nucleotide messenger RNA. NCBI's taxonomy places the organism in Eukaryota, Fungi, Glomeromycota, Glomeromycetes, Glomerales, Glomeraceae. The record is from the annotation of a GenBank genome assembly.